UCUCUGGUUCCCCCGCCUCCACUCCCCAUCUCUCUGCUUCCUCCUUUUCUCGGGCAUCAAAGCAGAGACCACGGGAACAUAGUUCACCAGGCUCGAGGCUGGAGGCCCCGCCAUGACAUCCCUAAGGCCCCUUCUGAUGCUGGCCCUGCUGGCGUGGGUUGUUGUGGCUGACCAAGAGUCCUGCAAGGGCCGCUGCACCGAGGGCUUCAACGCCACCAGGAAGUGUCAGUGUGACGAGCUCUGUUCUUACUACCAGAGCUGCUGUGAUGACUUCAUGGCCGAGUGCAAGCCCCAAGUGACUCGUGGGGAUGUGUUCCAUCUGCCAGAAGAUGAGUACGGGUUCCAUGACUACAGCGAGGCGCAGACCGUCAACAGCAACGUGGAAGCACAGCCCGAGAGCACCACCCUGGCCCCUGUUCUGCAGGCCCAGACCCUAGAGACUCCUGUCCAGGCACCGGUUCUCAUCCCUGAGAAAGAGGUCCCACCACCUGGGCGGGGAGACUCAGAGCCUGGGAUGGGGACCAGUGACCUAGGGACCUCUGAGUCCCCAGCAGAGGAGGAGACGUGCAGUGGGAAACCCUUUGAUGCCUUCACUGACCUCAAGAAUGGUUCCCUCUUUGCCUUCCGAGGGCUGUACUGCUAUGAGCUGGAUGAAAAGGCAGUGAGGCCUGGAUACCCCAAACUCAUCCGAGAUGUCUGGGGCAUUGAGGGGCCCAUUGAUGCCGCCUUCACCCGUGUCAACUGUCAGGGAAAGACGUACCUCUUCAAGGGUAGUCAGUACUGGCGCUUUGAGGACGGUGUCCUGGAGCCUGACUUCCCCCGAAACAUCUCGGACGGCUUCGGGGGUAUUCCGGACGACGUGGACGCAGCCUUGGCCCUCCCCGCUCACAACUUCAACGGCAGGGAGCGGGUCUACUUCUUCAAGGGCAACCGCUACUGGGAAUAUGUGUUCCAGCAGCAGCCCAGUCAAGAGGAGUGUGAAAGCAGCUCCCAGCCGGCCGCAUUUAAACACUUUGCCCUGAUGCAGCGGGACAGCUGGGUGGACAUCUUCCGACUUCUCUUCUGGGGCGGUUCCUAUGGUGGUGCUGGACAGCCCCGGCUCAUCAGCCGCGACUGGUUUGGUCUGCCGGCACGACUGGAUGCGGCCAUGGCCGGCCACAUCUAUGUCUCAGGCUCAGCUCCCAGCUUCCCCCGGGCCAAGAUGACUAAAUCUGCACGCCGCCAUCGCAAACGCUACCGCUCGCUCCGAAGCCGUGGCCGAGGCCGCAGCCGCAGCCAGAACCCCUACUGGCGAUCUCGAUCCACCUUGCUGUCCUGGCUCUCCAGCGAGGAGCUGGGCCUGGGAGCCAACAACUAUGAUAGCUACGAGAUGGACUGGCUUGUACCUGCCACCUGUGAGCCCAUCCAGAGUGUCUACUUCUUCUCAAAAGACAAGUACUACCGAGUGAACCUUCGCACACGGCGGGUGGACACUGUGAUCCCUCCCUACCCACGCUCCAUCGCCCAGUACUGGCUGGGCUGCCCAGUCCCUGGCCACGCGUAGCACCUGAGUCCAAACAGCUGGCCACUGCUGCUCCCUGCUCCAGCAUCCUCCUUCCAGCUCAAUAAAGAUCCCUUGACCCUGA
Bubalus bubalis (water buffalo) is the source of this 1625-nucleotide messenger RNA. It is a transcript of the gene VTN, whose product is annotated as vitronectin. Gene Ontology annotation, molecular function: polysaccharide binding; scavenger receptor activity; extracellular matrix binding. Gene Ontology annotation, biological process: immune response; cell-matrix adhesion; cell adhesion mediated by integrin. The coding region runs from base 113 to 1543 and encodes 476 amino acids. The transcript is spliced from 8 exons. NCBI's taxonomy places the organism in Eukaryota, Metazoa, Chordata, Mammalia, Artiodactyla, Bovidae. The record is from RefSeq and is a predicted model, not a curated record.